GAUUAAAGAUUCUCUAACAACAUUUCGCAAGCGAGAACAUGAAAAAAAAACCAUAGCGGCAUUGUCAGAUUCAUAACUGUAAACCAACAUUAAAUUAUAAACGUUCUGAAACUGAUACAAAUACUACUAAAUUUUAAACGUUUGCGGGCACACACAAGACAAGAAAAAAGAGAAAAUUGUGUGUGUUUGUUCGAAUGGCCGCCGCAGCGGAUGCUGCAAAAUCGAACGCGUUGCUCGCGACGAACAAAGCCAAUAAUACAAAAUGCCGCGCUUGCCUCGCCGUCGGUCGCCAGACGGUCAAACUGGAUGCCAAAAUACCGGAACUGAAGACCGUGCGUACUUACGGCCAGGGAUUGCGCCAGUGCACGAAUAUAUCGUUAACCGCUCGCUCCGCCGGUGGCUACAGGUGGCCCAUGCAGAUCUGUUUGCGCUGCUGUCGCGCCCUCGAGGUGACCAUGCAUUUUGUGGAACUGACACUGGAAUCGAAUCGGAAAUUGUUUGCUGAGUCGCAAAAUCUCAAGUCGAUGACGACGACGACGAUGACGCUGACGACUGCUUCGGGUGAGCUGAAGCGCAAGGCGAGUGGCAGCAGUGAGCUGCUGCAUUGGAAUCAAUUCAGUCAGGAGUUUGAGCAAUUUGUGGAGAGUUACGAUGGGAUCACAGCGCCCAUCGAGGAGAACGUGCUGUAUAUGCGGGGUGCCAAGGUACCGCGCCUCGAUGCGGACAUGGCGCCCAACAGGCAGCCACCCGAGGAGGAUGAUGUCAUCUUAUUUGAUGUAAAGUAUGAGAGCAAUGAUCAGGAUCAGGAGGAUGAGAACGAUGGCUCCGAUGCGAAGAAUAGCGAAACCUUCUAUGACACUAGUAUUAUGAAUGAGAGCAAUCAAUCCGUCGCAGCUGGCAUUAAAAGCAGCGCCGAGAACAACAACAAUUAUAAUUUUAAUAACAAGAAUGGGGAUGUGGAGGGCGAUCUCAUCCAGCGUGCCCUCUUCAUGACACUCAACGAUGAUGCCAACAGCAGCAGCAGCCAAACAACAACGCACGAUUUACAAUCCAUUGAGUCCAUCAAAGCCACAUUAUUAAAAUCUACGGAGGAGGAGCAGCUGGCAGGGACAAGUGGCAGCGGCUUGAGGAGCAGUUUGACCAGCAAAUCAAAUCAGCCCAGCAGAGAGAUCAAUGUCCAGAUACCGUUGCUCAGCUGCAGCAUGUGUAAACAGACGCACACGGAGGCCAAACAGAUGAGAACACACUAUAUGCGUGCCCACAGCUGUGAUGUGCCCGAGGAUGAUAUCAUUGGCCUGACCAAAAAUCAAAGCUUUAAGUGUCGUCCAUGCAAUGAUUAUGUGACAAACAGUCGCACGGAUAUGCAACAGCAUCUGAUUGAGCACCACAAAAUCGAUGGGGAUUUUGAAAUGUAUUGUUAUGUGCAGCAGAAUUGUCCCGCCUGUGGGCGCAUCUUCAAGGAUCAGCGAUCGGCACGCACGCACUACACACGCAUGCACACACCACAACAGCAACAACAGCAACAACAACAGCAACAACAACAACAGCAGCAACAACAGCAGCAGAAGCAGCUUCAGCAACAAAAACCGCAACAGUUGCAGCCACAAUCUGGCAAUUCAGUUGAGCAGCAGCCGCAACAAUUUGUGUGUACCGCCUGCGAUAAGGUAUUCAAUUUAAAGGGCAGUCUGCAGGCGCAUCAACGUUUCUGCCAGGUGAAGCAGCCGAUGCACUGCACCUUCUGUAAGCAGCAGUUUAGCAGCAUGAGGAAAUACGAGUUGCACUUGCACCAGCAGCACGCUGUGGACACGUUGCACGAAUGCGAGAUAUGCCUGAAGAAUUUCAAGAAUAGCGAUUCGCUGGCAGUGCAUCGCAAGCGGCACUCGGAGCGACAUUUUCACUGUGACAAGUGUUCGCUGAACUACAUCAAUGCGGCGGAGUUGCGGGUGCACUACGAGCGUGCACAUGUCCACGAGGAGCAGGUGGUCACCUGUCGCAGCUGUGACAGCACAUUUCAGAAUUACGCCCUGCUUCGCGAACACGAACAGCGCUCGCAUCAGAAACUCAAGAUUUGGCGCUGCGACAGUUGCAGUUUCGAGACGAAAUCGCGCGCUCGACUGCGUCAACAUCAGUACGAACACAUGGACUAUCCGUACAAGUGCCAGCACUGUCCCGAGGAGUUUGCCGAUCGCGGCAAAAUCCGUCAACAUUCCAAGAAGGUGCACUCGGUGGAGUUGAGCGAUGAGGAGCUGGCGGAUAUGUUUCGGGAACGCAUCGGCUACACCAAUCGCCAUGAUGCGUUCAGCAAGAUAAGCACCUCCCUGGAGAUACCCGGUUUCAGUGAUGAUUGCUUUACGGAGCUGAAGAGUCUGGGCCUCGAUUAUGAUGAUAUAACAACCGAUCUCUUCUCGAAUUCCAGUAGUGCACUGGACACUCUGCUCGAAUUGGUACCCUGAAAAUGCAUGAAUGCAUAGAAUUUAAGUAAACCUGUUAAUGAUCACAGCUAACGAGAGCUUGAAGACUGUCCGCACCUAUCAAUCAAUCAGUUAACAAACCACAGCAUCCACAACAAACCAUUCAUUUCCUGAUUUUAAAUUGUUUUUUCGACAUACACCAACAAUCACCAACAAGAGUAUAUAUAUACACACAUAUAUCGGGCUUAUAUAGAGAUGAAUAAUUUUCUAUUGAAUAAACAACAAAAAUCAAGCGCUUGAAAAGCGCGCCCGAAAA
This is a messenger RNA of Drosophila grimshawi, 2727 nucleotides long. RefSeq names its product zinc finger and BTB domain-containing protein 41. Gene Ontology annotation, cellular component: nucleus. Bases 195 to 2453 code for a protein of 752 amino acids. The record is from RefSeq and is a predicted model, not a curated record. Gene Ontology annotation, molecular function: zinc ion binding. NCBI's taxonomy places the organism in Eukaryota, Metazoa, Arthropoda, Insecta, Diptera, Drosophilidae. The transcript has 6 exons.